AUGCAGCAACUCCUAGAGAUGGGGAUCCCGGAAGGAAGAGCGAGAGCCGCGUUGAUUAGAGCAAAGGACGACGUGAUGGCGGCUGCUGAACGCGUCUUCGCUGGAGAGUUUGAUGAUAUCCCGUCAGAUGAUGAAGGGGAUGCCGGACCCUCUGCACCAGCACCAAAGAGCGUCGUCAUCAACAGCGCCCACUCAGACCAGGACAUGGACGAGGAGGAUUCAGGAAGCGAGGCGAUUCCGAGUGAAGAUGAGGACGUCGACGGAGUGGAGAUUUACGAUGGCUUUGCGGAUAGCGACGCUGAUAUCAUAGAUGAAGGAGGCGAGAAGCUCCGAUCGGACCCGUACGCCGGCGUAUUCUUCUCCAAAGACCGGUCCGAGAAGAUUAUCGAAAGCAAGGCCAAGCCUGUUUUUGUGAAUGUGCCUAAACCGCUUGGCGUAGCCGCGGAGGGGGCGGUGACUAGACGGGCGGAGAAGGUGUCGGUCAGGAUUCUGGGGAGUGGGGAGUGGAUGUCUGGGUGUCCCGAGGCAGGGGAACAAAGCCAUCUUUUCCAGCUGUACGAUAAGCUCGCACAUGACGCCGUCCCCUGCGCGCAUCAAUGCGGAUACGAGUUCCACCGCAAGCCUCAGGACUUCUUUGCUGUCUUUCCCGACUUCCCGAUGUACCUCGCGCACGUCGCUUCGAUCGUCAGCGCCAUCUGCCCGUCCUGCGCCCAAAUCACCUGUUUGGCGUGUGGCGGACGCUCGAACCACGAGGGGGAGAAGGGGAAAGGAAAGGGCAAAGGGAAAGCCAGGGGCGAUGGCGAAGGAGCAGGGAUCGAGGUGGAGUCUCUGCUUCAUUGCUCGGAUCUUCAAGGCGCAAUCCUCGGUGUCGGCCUCCACAUGAUCGAAGAGUCCUUCUCCGAGAAGAAAUCCCAGUCUUCCAACUCGACUACCGAGACCCCUCCGGCUAAACGCCGUCGAAAGUCCGGUAAAGGUGGGAGGAGGUUGGCGGCUGGGACGGGGUACUCGGGGGCUGCGUCUGAAGAUCGCACCGGCCAAAUCAAAGCCCAAAAAGCCCAAAUCGAAACUGACAAGCAAACAUCCCUCCUCCUCUCCCAAGUCCAAGUCUACCUCCCGCACCCGAAUCGCGCGUCGGGCCUCAAGAGCUCGGACCACCUGGUGCAUCCGACGGCGCUGGCGCAUCUGCGGAGACGGAGUGGGUUUGUGGGGGACCUGUUGAGAAAUGAUAGUUUGUUGGAUAUGAGUAAUCGGGGGGAGUUGUAUCGGUCUUUGUUUGACUGGUUGGAGGUCGUAUCCAGCCACGAAGCCCUCGCGUCCAUGCUCGCCAUGCCCCAAAUGCGGCCCGUCGCUUCCGAACCCACCCCGCACCCCGAGACUGUGACUACGACCUACGAGGGCUCUCCGUCCCCGCGCGAACUGCUCGAGUAUAUUGUCAUCCAGGCUAGAGCGGCACUCAAGGGGUUGUCGGCUACAAGCGGGGUGGAGGCCGAGGCCACCAAAGAAGUAGGGGAGGAUGAGCUGAGGAUGAGUGUGAGCGAGAGGAAGAAGCAGCAGGAGGAGAAGAGACGGGAAAUGAUGGGUGAUGAGAAUGAGAUGUUGUUGGUCUUCUGUAAUCGAAUCAUUGCAUCCGCAGCGACAAUCGACCGAAGUAUUGUCGAGACCAAAGGGAAAGACUUUGUGACGCGGAUGCAGGCGAGUUUGCCGAAGUUGCCAGGAAAGGAGGAUGAGGCGGGGGAUAGGGUGGUGGCGGAGUCAGGGGCGACGGGGGAGGCUAUCAUCAAGAUUUACGAAGAAUGGGCCAUGAAGACCCGAUUCCAAUACGCCGACCUGACCAACCCCGCCUCGACCUCGACUGACGGCGUGACGUAUCGGCAUGCGUAUAAUGCCCAGAUUGUCGCUCUCGAGUCUCAGAGCGCCCCAAAGCGAUCUUUGGCCAUUGCCAAAGAGCUCGCUAUUCUCACUACGAGUCUUCCUGUCGCUUGGCACUCUACCAUCUUUCUCCGGGUGGACGAGUCCCGCGUCGACUGCAUCAAGGCGAUGAUUGUCGGACCUGAAGGUACACCCUACGAGAAUGGGUGUUUUAUAUUCGACAUCUUCCUGCCUUUGCAGUACAACCAGUCGUGUCCUGUGGUGAAGAGCAUGACGACGUAUGGUGGGCGGUAUCGAUACAAUCCGAAUUUGUAUGCGGAUGGGAAAGUCUGCCUGUCCCUCCUCGGAACCUGGCAGGGCCCCGGAUGGAUAGCCGGCCAAUCAACCCUCCUCCAAGUCCUCAUCUCGAUCCAGAGUUUGAUCAUGUGUGAAGAACCCUACUGCAAUGAACCGGCCUGGGCGAACGAUGCGGGCACGCCCCAGGCGAAAGCGUACGAUGCGAAUGUGAGACGGAUGGUGCUUGUGGAUGCUAUGGCCGGGAAUAUCAAGAACCCUCCUUACCCAUUCGAGAAUGAAAUCCGGACCCACUUUCGCCUCAAAGCCCCAUCGAUCCGCCUCCAACUCGAGAAAUGGGCGAAAAUGGACGAUGGGCGCAAGACCAAGGGAGACCCGGGAGAACCGGCGGAGGCAAUUGCGAUUGCGGAGGCUGUCAAGAUGACGCCGUUCAAUCACGCGGCGGAGGCGUUGAAGGUGUUGUUGGGGAAGUUGGAGAAGGGGGAGGAGAUUUGA
Messenger RNA from Dioszegia hungarica, 2658 nucleotides. RefSeq lists its product as uncharacterized. Gene Ontology annotation, molecular function: ubiquitin conjugating enzyme activity; protein binding. The transcript has 17 exons. The coding region runs from base 1 to 2658 and encodes 885 amino acids. NCBI's taxonomy places the organism in Eukaryota, Fungi, Basidiomycota, Tremellomycetes, Tremellales, Bulleribasidiaceae. The record is from RefSeq and is a predicted model, not a curated record.